Molecule: messenger RNA, 1254 nt
Organism: Fraxinus pennsylvanica
Lineage: Eukaryota; Viridiplantae; Streptophyta; Magnoliopsida; Lamiales; Oleaceae
Source: the annotation of a GenBank genome assembly
AUGGAAACUCUCUCCAUUUUUGAUAGAAAAUGGAAGCUUUGUUCAUUUACAAGUCUUAUUAUCUGCUUCAAUAUUAUCCUUUUGCGCCUCACAAAUCUCCAGAAUCUGCACGAUGCCUUUUUAACCUUAGCCUUGACCCCUAAUAAUUACCUCACAUCCGAAAAUCUUGAACUGUUGAAACCAUCGACGUAUAAUGAAAAGGGGAAGUGCAACUUGUUUGAGGGACGAUGGGUCUACAAGCCAAUGGGAAAUCCAUUGUAUCGUUCCUCAAAAUGUCCGUUUCUUAGCGAUCAAGUGAGUUGCAGGAGGAAUGGAAGGCCCGACUUUGAGUAUGAGAAAUGGAGUUGGGAAGCUAAUGACUGUCGAAUUCCUAGGUUUGAUGCUAUAGACAUGUUAGAGAGGCUUAGAGGGAAAAGAGUGAUACUCGUUGGAGAUUCUCUCAACAGAAACCAGUGGGAGUCUCUUGUUUGCCUUCUCUACUCGGCCAUUCCUUCGUCAAGAGCCCACGUUAAUUUUCGAGAAGGCUCUUACAAGGUAUUCAAAGCGAAGGAUUACAAUAUAUCUGUGGAGUUUUACUGGAGCCCAUUUCUGGUGCAACUGCACUCGAACAAAGAAACUACCACUAGAGUUUUGAGGGUCGAUAAACUUGACGGUUCGUCUAGGCAAUGGCAAGGCGCCGACAUUAUGGUAUUCAAUACUGGCCACUGGUGGGUUCACCGUGGAAAGUUCAAAGCGUGGGAUGUUUUGCAGUAUAACAGGAAGUUAAUGGACGACACAAAGAUAGAACCUGCGUUUGAGAUAGCAAUGAAAACCUGGGCAAAUUGGGUCGAUAAAAAUGUAAACUCAACCAGAACAACAGUGUUUUUUAGAAGCAUUUCACCAGAACAUAAAGGUGAGAAUUGGUGCUUCAAUGAAACAAAACCCAUCAAGGACGAGUCCUCAUAUGUUCCAGUAUUUCCAAAGCCUCUCGUAGAGACUGUGGAACGAACAGUAACGGGGAUGAAAACACAGAUAAGGUAUCUUAACAUUACAAAGCUUUCCCAGUAUAGAAUAGAUGCCCAUCCAACAGUUUAUACAACAAGAAAAGACAAACAACUAAUCGAGUCGAAACUCAAGACACCAGAAGUCACUGCUGAUUGUAGCCACUGGUGCCUACCAGGACUACCUGAUACAUGGAACAGGUUACUGUACGCAUCUAUGAUCCUUGAAGGAUCAGAGACAAGUACUAAUUAUUUGCAUGAAGUUUUUUGGUGA